Molecule: messenger RNA, 630 nt
Organism: Didymodactylos carnosus
Lineage: Eukaryota; Metazoa; Rotifera; Eurotatoria; Philodinida; Philodinidae
Source: the annotation of a GenBank genome assembly
AUGUUAUCACAUGGAAUGGGUUCAUCACUAGGUAGAAAAAAUGAUGAUGAUGAUGUUUCGUUCUAUUUGUCUGGCAGCAUGAGUAAUGGUCAAUAUACAGCUCGUUUGAUAGCUGAUGAAGGUGUUGACUGUGAACAUGAUUUGGUGUACAUGACAAAAACUGUAAUUGCUAAUGAAAAUCAAAUUAUAUACAUCGCUGAAGCACGUGGUUAUUUACGAAUAAUUGUAGUUCAUCUGGAUAAGCGUAAUAAUUUACCAAAUGCCAAAAAUUAUCAGCGAAUAAAACAUGCAUCAAUCUAUGCAAUACCACAACAGUCAAAAUUAACAGAUGAACAUCAAACUUCCUAUGAAUUCCGUUUGUCAUUUUCAAUUGCUGAAUCAAUAUUAGCUAACACACGUUCUACGGUUGAAAAGAAGUUAAAUGACAUUGCACGUCGCAUCUAUUACAAAUAUCUAAAACAAGAUGAUAAUAAUAGUAUUUCAUCUUAUUUUAUUAAAACUUGUGUUCUAUGGAUAUGUGAACUCUAUGAUUUAGAACAUGAUUAUAAAUAUGAACAAAAAGAAGAACUUGAAACUGAUUUAAUUCAAUUUUCUUUACUUAUUUAUCUGUUUUGUCAUAUUGCGCCAUAA